Messenger RNA from Trichomycterus rosablanca, 2781 nucleotides. It is a transcript of the gene cul1a, whose product is annotated as cullin 1a. Gene Ontology annotation, cellular component: SCF ubiquitin ligase complex. Gene Ontology annotation, molecular function: protein-macromolecule adaptor activity; ubiquitin protein ligase binding. NCBI's taxonomy places the organism in Eukaryota, Metazoa, Chordata, Actinopteri, Siluriformes, Trichomycteridae. The transcript is spliced from 21 exons. The coding region runs from base 355 to 2688 and encodes 777 amino acids. Gene Ontology annotation, biological process: protein ubiquitination; SCF-dependent proteasomal ubiquitin-dependent protein catabolic process. The record is from RefSeq and is a predicted model, not a curated record.
AGCCAGAACCGGACUGCGUUACGAGGGACUCUGUGUUUGCGGACUAAAUCUUUUUGGGUUACGGAUUGGAUUAAUAUCGGAGAAGUGAAAAUUUGUGUAGAUUUAUUUUGCUUUGACGUGUUCGGGGUCUGAAGAUUGAGAUAUGAGCGCUGUUGGACAAUGCAGAUCACUUUCUUGAUUGUGACUUGAAAGAGCUGGAGGUCCGAGGUUUUUCCUCCACACCGUUGCCUCUGUCCGUCGUGCCCUAUGGAGGACUAGUUGGAUGCUGCCUUGUUGAGAGAGGGACUCGAACAGCCAAACGCAGGGAGGAGAUUCUGACACACUGCACCAGCGUAGAUCGGAAGAGGGGCGAGGAUGUCAUCCAACAGAAGCCAGAACCCUCAUGGACUCAAACAGAUUGGGCUGGACCAGAUCUGGGAUGACCUGCGAUCGGGCAUUCAGCAGGUCUACACUCGCCAAAGCAUGGCCAAGUCUCGCUACAUGGAACUCUACACUCAUGUCUAUAAUUACUGCACCAGUGUACACCAGUCGAACCAGGCCCGCGGGCCGGGCAUUCCCCAAUCCAAACCUUCAAAGAAGGCACCCACUCCGGGAGGAGCACAGUUCGUGGGCCUUGAGCUCUAUAAGAGACUCAAGGAGUUCCUGAAGAACUACCUUACUAACUUACUAAAGGAUGGAGAGGACCUGAUGGAUGAGAGUGUUUUAAAGUUUUACACACAGCAGUGGGAGGAUUACCGGUUCUCCAGCAAAGUGCUCAAUGGCAUCUGUGCCUACCUCAACCGCCAUUGGGUGCGCCGCGAAUGUGACGAGGGUCGCAAGGGCAUUUACGAAAUCUACUCGCUGGCAUUGGUGACAUGGAGAGAAUGCCUGUUUCGGCCUCUGAACAAGCAGGUUACAAAUGCAGUACUGAAGCUUAUCGAGAAGGAACGAAAUGGAGAAACCAUCAACACCAGACUCAUUAGUGGUGUGGUUCAGUCCUACGUUGAGCUGGGCCUGAACGAGGACGACGCAUUUGCCAAAGGUCCCACUCUGUCUGUCUAUAAGGAAUACUUCGAGACUCAGUUCUUGGCUGACACUGAGCGCUUCUACACAAGAGAAAGCACUGAAUUUCUGCAGCAGAACCCGGUCACUGAGUACAUGAAAAAGGCGGAGGCACGGUUGCUGGAGGAGCAGAGGAGGGUGCAGGUCUACCUUCAUGAGAGCACACAAGAUGAGCUGGCCAGAAAGUGUGAGCAGGUUCUCAUUGAAAAGCACCUCGAGAUCUUCCACACGGAGUUUCAGAAUCUUCUGGAUGCUGAUAAGAACGAAGAUCUUGGUCGCAUGUACAACUUGGUGUCCCGGAUCACAGACGGUUUGGGGGAGCUCAAGAAGCUGCUUGAGACACACAUUUACAACCAGGGCUUGGCUGCUAUUGAGAAGUGUGGGGAGGCUGCGCUUAAUGACCCUAAAAUGUAUGUCCAGACUAUUUUGGAUGUCCAUAAGAAGUAUAAUGCUUUGGUCAUGUCUGCGUUCAACAACGAUGCUGGUUUUGUAGCUGCACUGGAUAAGGCUUGCGGGCGCUUCAUCAACAACAAUGCGGUCACCAAGAUGGUCCAGUCCUCCAGCAAAUCUCCUGAACUUCUGGCCAGAUACUGUGACUCACUGCUUAAGAAAAGUUCCAAGAACCCUGAGGAAGCAGAACUUGAAGACACUCUGAAUCAAGUGAUGGUGGUCUUUAAGUACAUCGAGGAUAAAGACGUGUUUCAGAAGUUCUACGCGAAGAUGCUGGCUAAGCGCCUGGUCCACCAGAACAGCGCUAGCGAUGACGCCGAGGCCAGCAUGAUCUCCAAACUGAAGCAAGCGUGCGGCUUCGAGUACACGUCCAAACUGCAGCGCAUGUUCCAGGACAUUGGCGUCAGCAAAGACCUUAAUGAACAGUUCAAGAAGCACCUCACCAACUCGGAGCCCUUAGACUUGGACUUCAGUAUUCAGGUGCUGAGCUCGGGUUCCUGGCCCUUCCAACAAUCCUGCACUUUUGCUUUGCCUUCUGAGUUGGAGAGGAGCUACCAAAGGUUCACCGCCUUCUAUGCCAGCAGACACAGUGGCCGCAAGCUCACCUGGCUCUACCACCUGUCCAAGGGGGAACUGGUCACCAACUGCUUUAAGAACAGAUACACCCUGCAGGCCUCAACAUUUCAGAUGGCCAUCCUGCUACAGUACAACACAGAGGACGUGUACACAGUUCAGCAGCUGACCGACAGCACACAAAUCAAAAUAGACAUUUUGGUGCAAGUUCUGCAAAUUUUAUUGAAAUCCAAAUUGCUGGUCCUGGAAGAUGAGAACGCUAACGUGGAUGAGGUGGAGUUUAAACCAGAUACGCUCAUAAAGCUCUACCUGGGUUAUAAGAAUAAAAAGCUGCGAGUGAACAUAAACGUGCCAAUGAAAACCGAGCAGAAACAGGAGCAGGAAACCACCCACAAAAACAUCGAGGAAGACAGAAAGCUCUUAAUACAGGCAGCCAUAGUGCGAAUCAUGAAAAUGAGGAAGAUGCUAAAGCACCAACAGCUCCUAGCUGAAGUCCUGAACCAGCUCUCCUCCAGGUUCAAGCCCAGAGUCCCUGUCAUUAAGAAAUGCAUCGACAUUCUGAUAGAGAAGGAAUACCUGGAGAGAGUGGACGGAGAAAAGGACACUUACAGCUACCUAGCUUAAAUAUUUCCCUUCCAUCCUCCCCAUCGUCCUCCCCCCUGUCUCUCUUGCUCUAUUUUAAUUUGCCCCUUAUGUAAUAAACAUCAUUCCUUUUGA